Molecule: messenger RNA, 4272 nt
Organism: Blastocystis hominis
Lineage: Eukaryota; Bigyra; Opalinata; Blastocystidae
Exons: 4
Coding region: 1-4272 (1423 amino acids)
Cellular component (GO): membrane
Molecular function (GO): G protein-coupled receptor activity
Source: RefSeq, a predicted model, not a curated record
AUGGCAAGUUACACGAUAACCGUAUAUGUAUGGUACAAGAGUACUGUGGUAAGCUCUGACUUUACUCUGUGUCCUAAAGACUAUCAAUUGGGUCACUCGAUCAGCGCAUGUUAUUAUCCUUUAAGCACUGUUGAAACCCCUUUUCCGCUUGAGUGGUAUCUCACAACCCCUGCUACCCUGUGCUACAAUCAUGCCCGGUUGAGUUUCCUGGAUAAGCACUCUUCCAAGGGAUCUCAUACAUGGGAAGGGUUAGAUGACAGUAUUCCAAGGAAUUUUACCGCCUCCUUCCUGGGUUAUCUUAAUAUUUCUCAAGCGGGAGAGUACAGAUUUAAGGUUCUGGCAUCCACGGGCUUUCGUUUAUACGUUGGAAACACGACUCUUCCCCUGCUGAAUGCCUUCAAUCUGUCCAAUCCUGCAGUGGAGUUAGAGAGCGAGGGAGUCUUUCUAAGCAAGGGAAAGCACGUAUUCAUGCUGUUUUAUUUGAAUGGCUGCAAGACCGCGCAGCUGCAUGUGUUUUUCUCCUAUUCUGAUUCCUACUCCAGUUCGAAUCGUACAGAUGGACCUUUCCAUAAUAAGGACUCUCAAUCGAAUUGGAAGAUCAUUGAUUCCACAAUGCUGGUAGCGGGAGGAAUCUCGCCUCAGAAUCUUGUCGUCAAAGACGUUCUAAGUUUCCGUGAGCAUUACAUUAGAUCGGAGCCUCCAAAAUUCAGUGCAGCGCAGUGCGCGUCCUAUUCUUUAAGCGCUUCUCUUCCAUUUAAUUUAGAUUUCGAUCCAGAUCAAGGCAUCAUCUAUGGAAUGCUUUAUACGUCUGUGGUGGAGAAGCAAUAUGAAUUAUGCUGUAACUCCGCUUUCGGAAGGCUUUUGUCGACCUAUACUCCACUCACGGGUCUUACCGCACGAUUCUACGCCAUAAACAAUGAAACGGAUAUUUGUGCGAACCCUGAAGUGGUAACGGACCACUUAGAUUUGCUGCUGGAGCAUGUCGUAGAAUCCGUUUCCAUCACGGGCAUUUCGAGUUUGCCGCCUCUUCCUGAUGAGUUGCAUAACCAGUUCUACGCGACGUGGGAAGGAUUUUUCAAAUCGUGCGUCAGCGGAGAUCACUACUUUUGGAUUCAAUACAUCGGGGGAAUUCGCGUCUGGAUCAGGAAUGAUUUGUGUAAAGAAAAAUGGAGUUGCAGCACACAGACUCAAGAUAUGUAUUUUGCAUUUUACAUUUACAGUGGCGACUAUAUUCCGCUUCGGAUCGAAUUCUUUUCUCCCAUGACAAGCAAUAUCAUGGUGAAGCUCAAAGUGAAAAAACCGGGGGAUGUCUCGUAUUACACGCCCCAAACAGACAAUCUCUUCCACCUUCCAAGCACCGUACUGAGUUAUUCGAAGCCCCGAACAAUCUACUAUAUUCGCGAUAAGCUCGAUAUGAAUACGUUUACGUUGUUUGGAACAACAAAGGCCGUUUCCUCCUUCUCGAUCCGUCCAGCACUUCCCAGUGGUCUGACGCUGAAGAAUGGAGUGAUUAUGGGGGUCGUAACGACGACGUCGCCUGAGACCACAUACGAUGUGAAGUGCAAACUAGUGGAUGGAACCAUCUAUCAUUCGGAUGUGGUCAUUACAGUGAGGAAUAUUUCCAUUCCGAUGGAUGUCCGUGUGGAAGACAAAGAGGGAAACAGACUCGAUACUAUCACGGUUUAUCAAUUCGAAUCGAUCCCCACACUCUACUUCAAGAGCGAUACUGUCGUGAAUUUGUGGAAUAUUAUUCCAGCGAUUCCACAAGGUCUCACAUUCGACCCGAUUCAUGGAAUUUUGUCAGGUCGGAUCACAGUGAAGGGGAAUUUUACUUUUACGAUUAGCGCACAAAACAAGGCUGGGAUUUCGUCAAGUCGCUUUCACAUCAGCAGCAAUGGCUGUGCUCUUGGUCCUAUUUACUAUACUUCCUUGUCAAUGGGAACAUCUGGAUGGCUUGUUUUAGAAGAUUCAUCGGGUGUUGCUUUGCAAGGAGCGGUUACAGAAGGGGAUUAUGGAAUUGUCAUGUGUGUUCCUAUUCAGUUGUACUCUCUGCAUUUCAAUUGUACCGACGCAGAGAGCGAUUGCGUCUUGCGGAUUAUGCGCGAAGAUGGGCUUUGUUUCUUCCACUCGAUUGUGCUAUACCGCAGUCUGCUGAACUCGCGAAUCAUUCUUGUCGAGAAAGAGGCUCCGAUCAUUAUGGUUCCCAAAAAGGAUUUCUAUUUAGCCGUGAAUGCGGAAUUCUCUGUUUCAUUCUCGAUCAGCAACUCUUUUCAUGGCUUGGAGUUCUCUCCGUCUCUCCCUUCCACAAUACAUUUCAACCAUGAGCGACUUGAGCUUUCAGGGUACAUUCCAUAUACAGGCAUCCUAACCUAUACCGUUUCGAGCUACAAUGAAAUUGGAUACACGCAUCUUCAGCUCUCCUUUUAUGUUGGAUUAUGUCCUGAUCAGAAAUAUAUGAUCUAUAUCACGCGAUCGGCGUCACGUGUGGGAGAAGCGGUAGAGAUCAUCCAAGAAAACGAAACAGUGUAUUCUUAUGAAUUCCAUGCUGGUUCUUUCCGAGAGAUGCUUUGCUUGGAUCGAGGAGAGUAUUUAAUCCGAAUGACAGAUACCUCGGGACUUGGAUGGACCCCAGGGAGCGAUUUGGUUAUCACCGAUCAGAAGGAUCGGUUCUUGGGCUCUUUUAGUCUUGAGCUGGACAAGACAGAACAGGAAGAAGUGUUUCCCUUUACGAGUUUGGUGAAUGAGAAGAGUUAUAUCAAGUAUCUCAUUCCCACGCUCGCUCCACUGCCUGCAUGGAAAUCUCCAACAUUCGAGGACACGAAUUGGGGCUUGACCAUUCCCGCAGAUGACGUCACGGUCUCAGGUGGAUUGACGACCGUGUACUUCCGGAAGCACUUCACCGUCAACUCCAGCUCUCCGACAUUUCUGAUCAUUUCUGUGCUCGUGCAGGAAGGCCUGAUCGUUUAUUUCCAAGGCUCUGAAAUCGGCCGAGUCAACCUUCCCGCUGGGACAAUUUAUCACUCCACCACAGCAACACAUCGCUUUUCCGAAGCGACGUGGCUGAGCUAUACGACGAUGAUGCCGAGCGAUGGGACGGAUCUUGUCGUGAGCGCUGAGCUCCAUCGAGAGCGCAUUGUGGCUUCUGGUACCGUGAAAUUCGAUGUGUUUGUUACUUGUUCCACAUCGGCUUCUCUGUUCUGUGCGUUUAAUCCGAUCAUUGAAGCGAGCAAUCACACCAUCCACAUGGAUCACCUUCCGGUCGCCGCGUUCGACGGGAACUCGACGACUUCGUGGAUGGAUGAGGGACUGCCUGUCUGGAUUUCGGCAUCGGCUUCGUCUUCAAGACAGGAAGGCUUUGUAGCGAAUCGCGUUGACAUUUCGAUUGGUGAGGACUGGAGUUGGCAAGUGCCGAAUACUUUUUUUGUGUGGGGAAUUGAUAUGUUGGGGGGACACAAAGAUUUGGCGCUUGUGAACGCAAAGAACUUAUUCGCAUAUUCCUACGCGACGCACAGCUUUUAUUUCCAAAACAACGUUUCGUAUGUGGGGUAUGGACUGACAAUCGCUUCCGUUUUGGGGGGAAACUCGACUCUUCUGUCGUCAGUCGCGUUCUAUUUGUCCCGUUCGGUUGAAUGUUCGUCUCAAGAUGGAUGGCCAACGAUUCAGGCAGGGACGAUUGCCUUUAAAGAGUGUCCGAAGCUGCAGAUAGGGAAGCAAAGGCGCGAAUGCGUUCAUCAGAAUGGAAAGGGAGUGUGGAUGGAUGUAGACAUGGAGGGAUGUGUGACUCGCUAUCCUUCCUCUGGCAGAGCGUUUGUGGACUUUACCCUGGAAGUUCGGAAUUGCUCGUUGCAGCUGUGGGAGAGGCGAGUGAGAUCCAUAGCAACAAAGGUCUUGCUUCAAACUACACAACAGAACGGCGAUCAGUUGAAAGAAGUGUUGAGUUACGAGGAGGACAUUGAUCUCUUUGCUCUCUCCGUGUUUUUCCGCUUUUCGUUAGGAACCAAAGAGGCGGAAAUGGUAAAAGGGAGAUUAGAAGAGGCCAAAGGGGAAUUGACACAGUUGAUGUAUUUGGAACCUGAUCUCCCCGUUGGCUUGGAGUUUGUGAUCAAUGGGGAUAUCCAACUUCGCCGUUUCUAUCUUUAUAUCGUUAUUGUAUGUGUCUGUUUAGUUUCUGCUAUUAUGUAUUUUGUGUAUUGCUAUGUGUAUUGGCUUUGGAACCAUUCUUGUAUGCACUUUAGAGUACAAAAGAUGGAUCUUUUACCUACCAAGAACUAA